Closterium sp. Naga37s-1 is the source of this 2910-nucleotide messenger RNA. The record is from the annotation of a GenBank genome assembly. Lineage: Eukaryota; Viridiplantae; Streptophyta; Zygnematophyceae; Desmidiales; Closteriaceae.
AUGAGCACCACAGCGAAGACACCAACUGACUUUCUGAAAGCCAUUCGCGGUCGACCAGUCGUCGUGAAACUGAACUCUGGCGUCGAUUAUCGAGGAAUUCUUGCAUGUUUGGAUGGCUACAUGAACAUUGCCAUGGAGCAGACGGAGGAGUAUGUGAAUGGACAGUUGAAGAACAAGUAUGGCGACGCCUUCAUCCGAGGAAAUAACGAUCUUGCCGCCAUGAAGAGCAACAAGGCCGAUGACGACUAUGACUACCUUUUCAAGGUUGUCCUGGUCGGCGACUCUGGCGUCGGAAAGUCUAACCUGAUUUCGCGGUUCACCAGAAAUGAAUUCAACAUGGAGUCAAAGUCGACUAUCGGUGUGGAGUUCGCCACAAGAAGCAUUGAGGUUGACGGCAAGACCGUGAAGGCCCAGAUCUGGGAUAUGGCUGGUCAAGAGCGUUACAGAGCCAUUACGAGUGCGUAUUAUCGUGGUGCGGUUGGAGCUCUUUUGGUGUACGACAUUACGAGGCAAGUGACUUUUGACAAUGUGGAGCGUUGGCUGAAAGAGCUCCGCGAUCAUGGCGACCAGAGCAUCAUUAUCACUUUGGUCGGGAACAAAUGUGAUCUGCGGCACUUGCGAAAGGUCUCUUUGGAGAAGGGCCAGGCCUUCGCAGAGAAGGAGGGUUUCUUCUUCAUUGAGACAUCAGCCCUCGAUGCCACCAACGUCGAGGACGCCUUCACGCAGAUUUUGACCGAGAUCUAUUGGAUGAUGAACAAGAAGGCGUUGGCACCUGAUGAAGAUAACUACGCUGGUCCAGGGAAAGGCCAGACCAUCAACAUCAACGCUCCUCAGGAGGAGAAGCCUGUCCAUUCUGCUGCUGCUGAGGGUGAUGGUGCAUCUGAGCCGUCCGUUGCGGUUGCCGUGGCACAAGCCGAGCCUGCUCAGGAGCAGAAGCAGUCACAGGCACAGCAGCAGCAGCAGCAGCAGCAGCAGAAACAGAAGCAAAAGAAGCAGAAGCAGCCACAGCAGCAGCAGCAGGGGAAAGGGAAAGGAGGAGGCAAGGGUCAGAAAGGCGACGGCGAGAAUUUCUCAUCGAAGGAGGCGGUCCGUGGACUGCGCGUAGCUAAGGUGGAGGCCCUGCGCGCGGAGGGGCGCAACCCCUUCGCGUACACCUUCCCGCGCACGCACAGGGCGGCGGAGCUACAGGAGCGCUUCAGGGGGCUGGGGAGCGGGGAGCAGGCGGAGGGCGGGGAGGUGGUGGCGGUGGCGGGGCGCGUGGUGGCGCGACGAGUGAUGGGGAAGCUGGCGUUUCUCACGCUGAGAGACGAGGAGACGAGCAUCCAGCUGUACUGUGAGAAGGCAGUGAUGGAGGAAGCGGAGGAGGGGUCGUUCGCGUUCCUCAAGAGCACUCUGGACGUGGGGGACAUUGUGGGGGCUACAGGCACCAUCAAGCGCACCGAGCGAGGGGAGUUGAGCGUGGUGGUGCAGGGCGUGCAGCUGCUGACCAAGUCGCUGCUGCCUCUGCCUGACAAGUGGCACGGGCUGGCAGACGUGGAGAUUCGCUACCGCCAGAGGUAUCUGGACAUGAUCGUCAACCCCUCGGUGGCGUCUGUCUUCAGAGCAAGGGCCAAGGUGAUCAAGGCCAUUCGGCAGCACAUGGAAGACAACUGCUUCGUUGAGAUCGAGACGCCUGUGCUGCAGGGCGAGGCAGGAGGAGCGGAGGCGAGGCCAUUCAUAACGCACCACAACGCACUGCAACAGGACAUGUUCCUGCGCAUUGCCACAGAGCUGCACCUCAAGCGCAUGCUGGUGGGGGGCUUUGACAGGGUGUACGAGAUAGGCCGCAUAUUCCGCAACGAGGGCAUAUCCACACGCCACAACCCCGAGUUCACCUCCAUUGAGCUCUACCAGAGCUACGCGGACUACAGUGACAUGAUGGCACUGUGUGAAACCAUGGUGGAGGGGGCAGUGACAGCCCUGCACGGCACCACCACGGUGCCCUACCAGGGCACGCCCAUCCAGUGGGCGCGCCCCUGGCGCCGCGCUUCCAUGGACUCACUCGUGCUGCAGGCCACUGGGGUGGACUUCCUGUCUUCUGAGCUCGCGGGGGAUCUUGCUGCGGCUAAGGAGGCGGCUGUUCGCGCUGUCAGGGAGGCUGGGUCGAGUGCGGGGAGUGCAGGGGGUGUGAAUGGGACCGAUGCUGCUGGUGAUGCUGCUGCUGAUGGUGCCGCUGGUGUUGGUGCUGCUGACGGGGCUGCAAGCAGCAGCAGCGGCAGCAAGGUGAAUCGCAAGGCGGUGGCAGCAGCAGUGCGCAAGAUAGAGGAGGCGGGGAGUGUGGGGGCGGUGCUCAACUGUGUGUUUGAGGCAGUGGUGGAGAGCACGUUGGUGCAGCCCACGUUUGUUAUGGAUCACCCCGUCGAGGUCUCUCCCCUCGCCAAGCCCCACAGAAGCCGGCCUGGGUUGACAGAGCGCUUUGAGCUCUUUGUGUACGGCCGAGAGCUCGCCAAUGCCUUCUCCGAACUCACGGACCCUCUGGACCAGAGCACAUUCUUCAUUGUUUUCUGCUUUCUCUCUCCCCGACACAAACACGUGCAGAGGGCUCGCUUGGAGGACCAAGUGAAAAAACACGCAGACAAGAUGGCGAGAGCCGAAUCUGCUGCUGCUGGUGCUGGUGACAAGCAGGAGCAAGGGGCGAAGGGCAAGGGGGCAGAGGGGGAGGAGGAGGAGGAUGAGGAGGCGUAUGAGGUGCGGCUGGAUGAAGACUUUCUCACAGCGCUGGAGUAUGGCAUGCCCCCCACAGCUGGCAUGGGCAUUGGAAUUGAUCGGCUGGUGAUGUUUCUGACUGACAGCCCCAGCAUUCGGGACGUGAUAGCAUUCCCGGUUCUCAGGGCACUCCCUUCUGAGCCCAAUGCUGCGUCGUCUUCAUGA